UUCCUGUUCUCAUACUAUAAUACAUGUUCUUAUAUAGUCAUUUUAUAGUAACUAAUCCUCAGAUAUAAUCUCUACUUGGAAAACCUGCUCAAAAAACUCGGAGAAUCUGCUCUCUUGGGCCUCGACCAAGGUUAGGGUCAAAUUACCAUAUUGUUCUCUUGCUCAUCUUUUCGCCCAAAAGCAAAACAAAUAGAAAUCCCCUGAAAUUCUGUUGAAUCGACAGAUAUCGUUGGUUUGAAAAGUAUGGCUCGGAAAGUGAUCCUCGCCAGUAUCGUGAGAACGGUGACCGCCCGUGCCUACAGCACCGGCCGCAAGCGGGUGGUUCCCGACAAAACCCGCUUCAUCGCCACAUCAGGCACCUACCCGCAAGGCUUCACCGUGAGCGGCACCUACGUCGGCGUGAAGAAAGAUCCCAAGCAACUCGAUCUCGCGCUGCUGUACUCUGCCAAGCCGUGCUCUGCCGCCGCGGUGUUCACGACGAAUGUGUUCAAGGCCGCGCCGGUGCAGGUGUCGAAGAUCAUCCUUGACUCGUGCGAAGGGUCUGGGAUCACGGGAAUCAUCGUCAACAGCGGCUGCGCGAACGCGGUCACGGGACAAGGCGGGAUCGAGGACGCGUGGGCGAUGAGUUCGGCGGUUGACGAGGCGGUGCUGAAGAGCGCGCCGGCGGCGGGCGAGAGUAAGACGUUGGUGAUGUCGACCGGCGUGAUCGGCCAGCGUCUGCCGCUCAAGAAGAUCCUCGACGGCGUGCCUGCCGGUGUGGAGGUUGCAGGCAGCGACCACGACUCGUGGAUGGCGGCCGCCAAAGCAAUCUGCACGACCGACACGUUCCCGAAACUGAUGUCGACCGAGUUCACCGUCGGGGAUAAUAAGUACCGGAUCGCAGGCCUGGCGAAAGGCGCUGGCAUGAUCCAUCCCAACAUGGCGACCAUGCUCGGCUUCUUCGUCACCGACGCGCCCGUCGCGCCGACCGCCCUGCGCACGAUCCUCAAGUACGCGGUCGAGCGCAGUUUCAACUCGAUCUCGGUCGACGGCGAUAUGUCUACGAACGACACGAUCGCCGCGCUCGCGAAUGGUGCGGCGGGGGGCGAGACUAUCGAUGUUGGGUCUGCGGGGUACGAGGUUUUGAAGAAGGAGAUUACUGAGUUUUCGGAGAAUCUCGCGCAGUUGAUUGUUCGCGAUGGCGAGGGCGCUACCAAGUUUGUCACCAUCAAUGUCGAGGACGCGGAAUCCUUCCAAGACGCAAAGAAAGUCGCCUCAACAAUCGCCACCUCCUCGCUCGUGAAAACCGCGCUUUACGGCGAAGACGCAAACUGGGGCCGCAUCACCUGCGCCAUCGGCUACUCGGACGUGAACGUCAACCCCGACAAAACAAGCGUCUCCUUCGUUCCCGCCGACGGCUCCGCGCCGCUCAAGUUGCUCGUCAAUGGCGAGCCCGAGAACGUAGACGAGGCUCGCGCGUCUGAGAUUUUGGCGAACGAGGAGCUGACUAUUACCGUCACGCUCGGCACUGGAGGGGGUAAAUCGGCUCGGUUCUGGACUUGCGAUCUGUCGCAUGAGUAUGUGACUAUCAACGGCGAUUACCGAUCAUAGUCCUCAUCAAGUCCUAUGUAAUUUACCAGAACGAUGUAAUGCAAUAGAUAAAAGACGUGCUUUGUAUUUACUCAACGUCUCUAAAACUAUGGUUAUAUAUAUUAUAUUGUGUUUUUUCGUAUAGAUAGAUGUACAGGAUGUUCA
Myxozyma melibiosi is the source of this 1734-nucleotide messenger RNA. RefSeq lists its product as uncharacterized. Gene Ontology annotation, molecular function: L-glutamate N-acetyltransferase activity, acting on acetyl-CoA as donor; L-glutamate N-acetyltransferase activity, acting on acetyl-L-ornithine as donor. Gene Ontology annotation, cellular component: mitochondrial matrix. The transcript is spliced from 4 exons. NCBI's taxonomy places the organism in Eukaryota, Fungi, Ascomycota, Lipomycetes, Lipomycetales, Lipomycetaceae. The coding region runs from base 244 to 1590 and encodes 448 amino acids. The record is from RefSeq and is a predicted model, not a curated record. Gene Ontology annotation, biological process: L-arginine biosynthetic process; L-ornithine biosynthetic process.